This is a messenger RNA of Pundamilia nyererei, 1257 nucleotides long. The record is from RefSeq and is a predicted model, not a curated record. Lineage: Eukaryota; Metazoa; Chordata; Actinopteri; Cichliformes; Cichlidae.
AUGAGAUGUGCUGUCAUCUCUCAUAUUCCCAGUGGACAGACAUACUACUUUCCAUGUAGCUCCAUGGAGGGACGCUACGUCACUGUGUUUCUACCAGGAAGUGAAAAUGUCCUUAGCAUCUGCGAGGUUGAAGUUUACUAUGGAUACCCAUUACCCAAUGUGGCACUCAAAGGAGAGGCUACCCAGUCAUCUACACUCUCCUUUGCCACUGCGUCCAAAGCCAUCGAUGGCAGACGGAACUCGUUCUAUAGCAAUGGGUUCUGUAGCCACACGGCUGAAGACGAGACCGACCCCUGGUGGAGGGUGGACCUGCAGCGAAGCUUUACAAUCACUGCUGUAAAAGUCACCAACAGAGGAGACUGCUGUGCUGAAAGACUGGAUGGAGCUGAGAUCAGAAUAGGAAACUCACUGGAGAACAAUGGAAACAAUAAUCCCAGGUGUGCUUCCAUCUCACAUAUCAACGCGGGUAAAACCUACACAUACCGGUGUGAUGGAGGCAGCAUGGAGGGUCGCUUUGUGAACGUGUUUCUUCCUGGACAGAAGAAGACUCUCACCCUGUGUGAAGUGGAGGUGUAUGCUGCCUCAGCAGUCACUGCUGUCACCAUCAUCAACAGACAAGACUGUUGUUCUGAAAGACUUCUUGGGGCACAGAUCCUGAUUGGAGACUCACUGGAGCAGAAUGGCAACACAAAUUCCAGGUGUGGCGUUCUGGAAUCUUUAGCGGGUACACCAACAUACACAUUCCAGUGUAAUGAAAUGAAAGGUCGCUACAUCAGUGUGAUCAUACCAGGAUCUCCGAAAGUUCUGACGCUGUGUGAAGUGGAGGUGUUUGCUUCUCUGCCUGCACCAGAAGCCAUCAUUCCUUCACCGACACCUCCACCUCCUUCCAGCCCUCCUCCCACUGUGAGCCUGCAGCUUGGUGGCAGGAACGUGACGGUGGUGGGAGAGAGGCUCUGCUGGUCUGAUGCUCUGAUGCACUGUAGACGUUAUUACUGGGAUCUGCUCAGCCUUCACAGCCAACAGGAGCAAAGCGAGUUGGAGCAGCUGCUGAGCCUCGUUCCUUUCUCCCUCACAGACCAUGUCUGGAUGGGACUGCGCAGCUACUCCAGCACCUGUGGAGGCGUGGCCAGCAUGGACCACUUCCUCUGGCAGGACCAGCCCUGUGGAGAGAACCUCAACUUCAUCUGCCAAUCAGGUGCUGACGAUGCUGUGCAGAGAGUUCAUUUCUACAGCACGAAGGAUCCUAUAAGUCCUUAG